AUGGACGCCCAACAUGAAGAGUACGCAUCGACGCUCAAAGUCAACCACUUCAAGCCAGAAAACGUUCCAUGGCGAAGACUCGGUCAAUGUAUUUCCACCCUUCCCGAGAAACGCUCUAUAAUGAAAGGCAAAGUCCGCUUCCACGUCCCUGGCAGACCGAGCGUGGAUGUCACGGCUGGCGAAAUGGUCACAGUCCCCGUCCGCCUGCCGCACAAGUUCAGCAAUCCGUUUGAUGAGGAGGCGGUGUUUAUAAACACGGCAACACCUGGUUUCUUUGUGCGCUACUUCGAGCAUCUUGAGAACCUUAUUGGUGAGGGCAAUGUUCUAACACCCGAGGUUAACGCCGAGGCCUUGAAGAGAUUUGCUACCAUUCCGUUGCCACCUGAAGAUGUGAAUCGACUGGAGGAGACGGGUAUGGCGGGCGAAAAGAAGCGUAAAGCUCACAAUGAAAUGCAAUAG
Metarhizium acridum CQMa 102 is the source of this 459-nucleotide messenger RNA. The record is from RefSeq and is a predicted model, not a curated record. NCBI's taxonomy places the organism in Eukaryota, Fungi, Ascomycota, Sordariomycetes, Hypocreales, Clavicipitaceae.